AUGACUGAACAGGAUCAAAACAAUCUAGAAUCUAUAUCGGUUGGAACUAAAAUAGAAAAGGACGUUGCUGUGGCUCCAAUUAAUUCUGAAGUUUCUACAGAGAACAAUGAUCUUUCGAAAGCUAGUGAAUCUUCUUCAGACAAACAGCUUCUGGAGAACACCAAUAAAGCUUCUAAAAGAAAAUUUGCGAAUGGAAGAAAGAAAAAGUCUGAUAAUUAUAAUACCGAAAGAAGAAAGAAACAAAAGUUUGAUAAGGAAUCGGAUAAAAUUAAAUAUGGGGCUCGUGAACCUGCAUUAGAUGAAAAUGGUAAUCCUAUUCCAAAAUCAGAAAGGAAACCAAAAAGAAAAGUUGCUGUUUUAUUUGGUUAUUGCGGAACAGGAUACCAUGGUCUUCAGUUCAAUGGACCAGAAAAGACAAUUGAAUCGGCUAUCUUCAAAGCUUUUGUUGAUAGUGGUGCUAUUUCAAAAGAAAAUGCUACUGAUUUGAAAAAAAAUGGGUUUCAAAGAGCUGCUCGUACAGAUAAAGGUGUUCAUGCAGCAGGAAAUACUCUUUCGUUAAAGUUGAUUAUUGAAGAUCCCAAUAUUGUGCAAAAAAUCAAUGACAAUCUACCUCAACAAAUUAGAAUCUGGGGUAUUGAAAGGACCAAUAAGUCAUUUGACUCAAGAAAGAUGUGUUCUUCUAGAAUAUAUGAAUACCUACUACCCACAUUUUGUUUUUUACCACCAAGACCAACUUCGCAUUUGGCACAGAAAAUUAAAGAAGCAGCUGAAAAGUAUCCUGGUACUAAGCGAUCAGAUUCUGAAGGAGAUCGGUGGUGGGCAACUGUUAUUAAAACUUUAGAAGAGAAAAACGUUACUCAAGAGAAAAUUGAAGAGGCUCAAAAUGCUAUCAAGGAUGAAAAGUUUGAUGAAAAUGAUCCUAAUUUUUUGUUUCUUAAAGAAUUAAAAGCCAUUGAAAACAAAUUUCGCCGAAGUUACAGGAUUUCUUCUGAAAGAUUGGAAUUGAUUAGAAAAGCAGUAUCAAAAUAUGUUGGGCAUCAUAAUUUUCAUAAUUUUACCAUUGGAAAGUUAUUUAAAGACCCGUCAUCUAAUCGAUUUAUGAAAUCUUUGACCGUAUCAGAGCCAUUUGUUAUUCCUAAUACUGAUACUGAAUGGGUUUCUAUUAAAAUCCAUGGACAAUCUUUUAUGCUUCACCAAAUUCGUAAAAUGAUUGCAAUGGCUACAUUUAUUGUGAGGUGUGGUACUCCAUUGAACAGAAUCAGUGAAGCUUUUAAAGCUAAAAAAAUGAACAUACCCAAAGCACCAUCGUUGGGACUAUUAUUAGAAAACCCUGUGUAUGAUGGGUAUAAUUCUAGAUUGGUUGACUUCGGAUACAAGGAGAUUGAUUUUACAAGAUACGAUUCACAAAUGGAGGAAUUCAAAAUGAAAAACAUUUAUGAUAAGAUAUAUGAAGAAGAAAUCAAAGAAAAUCAAUUCCAUGGAUUUUUUGGAUUUAUUGAUAAUUACCGUGGUGACCAAUCUUACGAUUUCAUACUUCCAGGAGAAUCUGAUGUUCAAGAUAGUCAAAAAACCGAAGAAGAAAAAGACAAUGAAAAUGAUAUAGAAAAAAAAGAGGAAAAAGAGGAAAAAGAUGAUAAUAAAAAGCCAUUAGAAAAAAAGAGUCCAGUUGAAAAUAAUUUUGAUGAAAAUAAAACCGUUAAAGAAAGUGAAAACUUAGAAUCUGUCUCUGAAAGUGCUGAAAAGGUUGAAAUAAAUGAAUCAAAAAAUUGA
Ascoidea rubescens DSM 1968 is the source of this 1770-nucleotide messenger RNA. RefSeq names its product pseudouridine synthase PUS1 (gene PUS1). Gene Ontology annotation, biological process: mRNA pseudouridine synthesis; tRNA pseudouridine synthesis. The record is from RefSeq and is a predicted model, not a curated record. Bases 1 to 1770 code for a protein of 589 amino acids. Gene Ontology annotation, cellular component: nucleus. The transcript has 2 exons. NCBI's taxonomy places the organism in Eukaryota, Fungi, Ascomycota, Saccharomycetes, Ascoideales, Ascoideaceae. Gene Ontology annotation, molecular function: pseudouridine synthase activity; RNA binding.